AGACCCAACAGCAACAUCUCCAAAUGAGUUGAAUGCGCUUGAAAAUAGGCACAUUGACUAUAAGAACCAUUAUGCUUUUCACGCUUUGCACCUUCCUUACUCUUUUCGCCUUUUCCACCUGCUUUGAUGAGACUAAAGCAACCAAUCUAGAAAGUCAAGAGAUAUAUGAUGACUUGUUUGAGUCUAAAGAAGAUUUCCCUAAUGAGAGGAAUGUUCAUUCCGAUGAGUAUCGGUACUGGGGAUCCAACAGCAUAAAUGACAUUAACAGAUACAACAGACUGUCCAUGCAGCCUGAGAACGAGUUUCUACAGGAACGAAGCCUUAAACCUGCUGCAAAUCUGCCUCUGAGAUUUGGAAGAACAUCCGAUGACAAAAUAGCCAAAAGCAUUCCCAGUUUUGAUAAAAUAGCCAAAAGCAUUCCUAAUCUACCUCAACGGUUUGGGCGUUACUUGUCUGGCAAGGCUAAUGUCCAGUCAGUGGCUAAUUUACCGCAGAGGUUUGGAAGAGCACAAAAUAGCGACCAUUUUGUUCACUCUUUUGCUACAUUACCAAUGCGAUUUGGAAGAACGCCGCAUUCUGAUAAACUUCAAUAUGAAAUGAAUUCCCAUCCUCUAGAAUUGAAAAACCCUGAAGAAGACAGUGACAAGAAGAAAAGACAAGCAAUGACCUUUGAAUACGAGCCGAGUCUACAGAUGUAGCAGCUAGUGAAUCGCCCACAAAACCCAUCAUCUGUCCAACACUGUAUUCCAAACAGCCAGAUAUGCACUCUUUGCACUUAGUGGUGAAAUCAGCUUUACGCUAAUGCAUGACCCACUUUAAAUUCAAAAGAAAAGUGAUGAAAAUGCAAAGCAAAGAAAUGCAUCAGAAAACUGUGAUGAAAACAAUUAUUUAGUUAAAGUGCAACAAAACUACAUUAUUAU
Molecule: messenger RNA, 920 nt
Organism: Rana temporaria (common frog)
Lineage: Eukaryota; Metazoa; Chordata; Amphibia; Anura; Ranidae
Gene: NPVF
Product: neuropeptide VF precursor
Exons: 3
Coding region: 33-698 (221 amino acids)
Biological process (GO): negative regulation of gonadotropin secretion; neuropeptide signaling pathway
Molecular function (GO): signaling receptor binding
Source: RefSeq, a predicted model, not a curated record